Molecule: messenger RNA, 2706 nt
Organism: Danio rerio (zebrafish)
Lineage: Eukaryota; Metazoa; Chordata; Actinopteri; Cypriniformes; Danionidae
Gene: plpp7a
Product: phospholipid phosphatase 7a (inactive)
Source: RefSeq, marked validated
AAUGGACACGGUAGAGCGUCUCUCUCCGCGCACAACAGGACAGUAAACGCAGACGGUGGUCGGACGAAAUCAAGAUGCCUGCGAACCAGACUCGAUCCAGGGCGAGGGAGCGGAACAAUGUGCUCAACAGACCCGAGUUUAUGUCUUUAAAUCAGCCGAUAAAGAGCGGCGGCGGCGGCGGCGGCGGUGAAUCUCGCGGUACCGCGCGCAGGCCGUCGCAGAGACAACAGCAAAAUCAGCAGCAGCAAGGUGAUAAUCCGCAGCCCGAGAACAACAAAGACAAGAAGGAGCUGCCAGAAGAAGACUGCAUGCAGCUAAACCCCUCAUUCAAAGGCAUCGCCAUGAACUCUCUUCUGGCCAUUGAUAUCUGCAUGUCUAAACGGCUCGGUGUGUGCGCGCACCCCUCGUCGUCGUGGGGAAGCGUGCGCUCCAUGGUCAAGCUGCUCGCGCUCACUGGACACGGCAUCCCGUGGGUCUUCGGCACCAUUGUGUGCCUUAUGAGAAGCAACACGUUGGCAGGGCAAGAGGUUUUGGUCAAUUUGCUGCUAGCUCUCCUGCUGGAUGUGAUGACCGUAUCAGGCAUGCAGAAAUUGGUGAAGCGUAAAGGCCCAUGGGAAAUGCCCCCUGGCUUCUUCGACUACCUGGCCAUGGACAUCUAUUCCUUCCCAGCGGCUCAUGCGAGCCGAGCAGUCAUGGUGUCGAAAUUCCUGCUAGCGCACUUGGUGCUCGCAGUCCCUCUGCGCAUUUUGCUAGUGUUGUGGGCUAUCCUGGUCGGCAUAUCCCGUGUGCUGCUGGGCCGCCACCAUCUGACAGACGUCGGCUGCGGCUUCGCCUUGGGAUUCCUCCAUUAUAGUUUAGUGGAGAUGGUAUGGCUGUCCUCCAACACCUGCCAGACUCUAAUAUCCAUUGGAACGUUCAACUGGAGCCCCCUUUACUGAUCGCUGCGUGUCUUUUGAAGGAUUUCAAAAGUCGCUGCAUGUUUGUUUUUUGUUAAGUGCCCUCCUCCUAUACUGAAAAGUGCAUGAUAGAUACAUGUACUUUUUAAAAAACGUUAUUCAAAGCAGCACACACGCACACACACACACACAUGCACAUGCAUACACACGCAUAAGCUCAAUUUCUUGUUCCAUUUCUGCCAAAGCAAUAUAAAGUUUGGAGGAAUGCUUUGGGAAAGCAUUGGGUGUACAGUUGAUCCUUUCGCUUCGAAGAAAGGAUGUUAAUGCAAGAAUGUUUCUUUGUUUUUUUAUAUUGCUAACAUUGAUUAAGGCCAUUUGGGUAUGUGUGAUUUUUAUUGGUCGGCUGUUGGAUUUUAUUGAUCACGGUAAGCGAGCGAAACGUUUGCUCAGGGACUUUUAUCAAGCAGCAUAAGGAGUCGUUUUCAGUUUUCUAUUUUCUUGGAAUCGUACGUAAUAUUUACAGCGUGUUGGAGAGAAAUGUUGUAAAUGAAACCACCGUUGUGAGACUUUUUGGACUGGUUUGGUUGCCUUGAGUUUGAAUUCAGAAGUACUUACAGUUCACGAUACUCUUGAUUGCGUCACGUUUAUAUGAAUAAAAUGACUUAAGCAUUCGUACUGUACAUUUCAAGCACAUCUUGUUUCCAACAGAAAUUGAGUUGCUGUUUAUAUGAAACUGUAUGUUGUAUGGAAGCCCCAGAUGUGUCGUUUCAAUUACAUCUCACACCAAAACGUAACUUUUUGAUUAGGUGGCUAACUUGUUUGAGUUUGUACGAUAUCAUUUGUACAUUUUAGUAUGAUUUGCUCAUCUACAAAUAGAUAUGUUUCCAUCCACCUGUUUUUGUGCGCAUUUUGGAUAUGCACAUAAAAAAUGGUUGAUGCUCAUUAAUUUUGAAAAUGUGCAUAAAAACGUAUGUUUAUAACUAAGUAGGAUAAACUUUUUAUUAGAUAAGAAAAGAUUCGCAUGAACUACAAUGGAAAUACUUUUACUGAACAAAUUCGAGUUCUUCGCAUUAAAAAGUCAUGUGAUUUUGUUACAAGAGAUCAUGUGACGAUACAAAUGUGUGUGAAUGGACAAACCAGCAGGUUGAGCACAUUGUUAAACCUCUGAAAUGUUGUUUUGUUCAUUCUAAAAUGCCGUAACCUUUUCAGUAUUAGUGUUAUUAUAUUAUUAAUUACCUCUAUAAUUGUCAAGAGCGUCUGUUCUCUACGUCUCACAUUUUCAAGCGCCACCACGCAUUCAUUGCGUGGCAUCGUCUUCUGAGGCGCAAGUCAUUUAUUAAAUAUGGAAAAGAUUGACGCAGCUUCUCCUACCACAGUAAAUUCAGUAUUUACUUAUGAUAUUUGGUCCCAGUUUAUCAAGAAGUGACGAUUUUGUUUUCUUUGAGUCAUUGGACGGAAACGCUGCUUUAUUCGCACGUCUUUUAUGCGAUAUUCCAGUUUGCAUCUUUGGAUAGAAACAUGACUAAUGACGGUAGGGUUUGGUGCCAUGCCUCCUUUUAAAAAUAGUAAAUUUUCCUACGACUGAACUCGUAUGAAUUUGUACGAAUUAGCCACUAAACUGACAAAACGUAAAACAGUUACGUUUCCUUGUGAGAUCAGGCUGGCCAAUUUGUAUGGAUUCCACAGCAGUUGUUAUGUGUUUGGGCCUUCCGUAAAAUAAAAAUACCUUAAAUGAAUUUGAUACAUGAUUGUUGUCAACCAAAAGUCUUGUAGUGCUGUACAGAAAAAAAGGCAUAAAUGAUAUAACACA